Molecule: messenger RNA, 576 nt
Organism: Penicillium nucicola
Lineage: Eukaryota; Fungi; Ascomycota; Eurotiomycetes; Eurotiales; Aspergillaceae
Exons: 1
Coding region: 1-576 (191 amino acids)
Source: RefSeq, a predicted model, not a curated record
AUGGUCCCCAAAGAGAACAAACAGCGGACUGGCGAUGCUUCAGUAACAAGCUCAAUAGCUGUUGCAUCGAACGAGACACCUGUCUCUGAGGUCCCGACUCCUGCGGCGUGUGUACGUAUAAAAUCUGCAAUGACCGAGAAAAUCGUUGAAUACCAUUCCAUGCUGACCAGCCAAAUCGCCGCUGGCUCUAAUGAGGACCUUGCACUUGCUGAUGCUGACUUCAUCCAGCGUAUCGCUUGGAUCUGUGCGUUUUUGGCUGCUGAUGAGCGAUACCUCCAGUUGCUCCGUGUUGUCAACGGACGUCGUACCAUGAAAUCAGUCGUGCUCGCCAGUUCAAUUCGCUUUAUCUCUUGGGAUGAUAUUGCUGCAACUGCCAAAUACACCAGUAGUUACCAAAAAGUUAAAAAAUACGAAGGUCAUCGGCCCGAUCUAGUUCAUGUCUGUUCAAUCAUCACUAACGGAAAUAGCUGGGGUUGGGAGUAUCGCGCACUAAACCUUUGCAUGAUACAUCCGUGUAUUCUCCAAAUGAGCGAUUCCAUGGCUGCAUUGGACAUCAAUUUAGGAAGUGACAGAUGA